AUGGCAAUGUUCACGCUGUGUGUGGACGCGAUAAACUUUUGCUUUUGGCCCGAUCACGACGACGGCGUGGAGGAAGGACUAGAGUACGAGCAUCUUACGAGAGGCUGGAGGAACGCACACGCGGGAGAUUGGACGGUGUUGACGUGCGAGCGGUUGCAAACGAUGAGUGGGCCAGAUUUACGAGCGAUAUUGAAUUGGCCGCGGCCUCUGCCGGACGAAGAGACGCGGGCUAGACUGAUUCGGGAAGUGGGUGAUGGGUUGGCGAAAAGUUUCGGCGGUUCGUGCGCCGAGUUUGUUCGAGCCGCGAACGGAUCGGCGGUGCGGUUGGUGGAGCUCCUUCUUGAACACUUCCCGGGAUUUCGUGACGAGGUGCAUGCGAACGGGGAUGACGUUUUCUUCUAUAAGCGCGCGCAAAUUUUCGUGGGGGAUCUCUGGGGCGGCUUUCGCGGACAAGGUUUGGGAUCGUUUCAUGAUAUCGAGGCGCUGACCAUGUUCGCCGAUUACAGAGUCCCGGUGACGCUUCGCGAGCAAGGCAUCUUACACUAUGACGACGCUCUGUUAACGAAAAUCGUGAAUAAGGAGGAGAUACCAGCGAACAGUGCGGAAGAAGUCGAGAUUCGCGCAUGCACGGUGAUGGCGGUUGAAGCGAUUCGCGAGUCCUUCGCGAAAAAGCACGGUGAGCGUGUCAGCAGCAUCGUUAUAGACUGGUACCUGUGGGAAAGAGGCGAAGAAAAGCGCAAAACCUCGGUAGAACCGCAUCAUAGAACGCGAACGACGUUUUAUUAG
Molecule: messenger RNA, 786 nt
Organism: Ostreococcus lucimarinus CCE9901
Lineage: Eukaryota; Viridiplantae; Chlorophyta; Mamiellophyceae; Mamiellales; Bathycoccaceae
Exons: 1
Coding region: 1-786 (261 amino acids)
Source: RefSeq, a predicted model, not a curated record